Messenger RNA from Sipha flava (yellow sugarcane aphid), 603 nucleotides. RefSeq lists its product as uncharacterized. The transcript has a single exon. NCBI's taxonomy places the organism in Eukaryota, Metazoa, Arthropoda, Insecta, Hemiptera, Aphididae. The record is from RefSeq and is a predicted model, not a curated record. The coding region runs from base 1 to 603 and encodes 200 amino acids.
AUGGAAGCAUUACGUUAUCUAAUGCCACGUUCACUUUUUGAUUCUUUUGGUAACUCAGUUGCAGUUAUUAUCGAUUGCUUUGAAAUCGGAAUUGAAAAACCUAGUAAUUUAAAAGCUAAAGCACAUACUUGGUCUUCUUACAAAAACAAAAAUACUGUUAAGUAUUUGAUUGCUAUAACACCUCAAGGGGUAGUAUCAUUUAUAUCUGAAGGAUGGGAAGGUAGGGUGAGUGACAAACACAUAACCGAAAAUUGUAUGUUUUUGAAAAAUUUAUUGCCAGGAGAUGUAGUACUUGCAGAUAGGGGAUUCACUGUAGGUGGGAGUAUAAGCUUUUAUUUUGUUACUUUGAAAACACCUGCCUUUACAAGGGAUCUUCCUCAAUUACACCCGUGUUCUGUUGAAGAAACAAGGAAAAUAGCAUAUGUUAGAAUAAAUGUAGAGCGUAUAAUAGGACUCACUAGAUCUAAGUAUAAAAUUCUUAAUGGCCCUAUGCAAAUUACAACUCUUAAACACCAAGAUGAUAACUCAUGUUUGUUAGAUUCAAUAGUUACAGUUUGUUGUGCUCUCAUUAAUAUGUGCAGUUCUAUUGUACCAUUAGAUUAA